This is a messenger RNA of Salvelinus namaycush (lake trout), 2879 nucleotides long. It is a transcript of the gene parp2, whose product is annotated as poly (ADP-ribose) polymerase 2. NCBI's taxonomy places the organism in Eukaryota, Metazoa, Chordata, Actinopteri, Salmoniformes, Salmonidae. The record is from RefSeq and is a predicted model, not a curated record. The transcript is spliced from 17 exons. Bases 161 to 2116 code for a protein of 651 amino acids. Gene Ontology annotation, molecular function: zinc ion binding; NAD+ poly-ADP-ribosyltransferase activity.
GUUGCCGAGCUAAUCCACAGCGUAUCUCAACAGAGGCGCUAGCUGGUUGGGUGAUUUCCCGCGUUGAUCACUUUCUAGUCUGCAUCUGUCUAAAUUCUUUAAGUGUUCUUCGAUACAAAAAAACGUUCUUAUUUGGCAAGUGACAUAAACAUUGUAAAACAUGAGACGCACAAGAAGCUCCAGGAACACAUCUCAAGGUGUAACGUUAGCAUCAGAAAAUGGAGUGUCUCCGUCCAAGACAGUGUGGCAGUGGAAGGGGGAUGAGGGUCAGUGGGAGCCAUACCCACCAUCAGCAUGUGCCCAGCUAGACUCAGCCCUCAGCUCUGGAGACGCCACGGUCUCACUGACGUUUGGCUCUGGGGCAGCAUAUGACGUAGACUUGAAGAAGAUGGUCCAGGUCAACACAGUAACCAAGUACAAAAGGAAAAUACGCUCGCACACACUGAAACCAGAGAGUUUAAAUGGAGGAGAUGCAGUGGAUUUAACCCAACAAGAUGCGAGUCCAGUCCAGAUUAAAGUGGAGGAAAUGGAGGAGCAGCCAAUCGCCAAGAAGAAGCGGGGUGAGGGAAGGAGCCAGAAGAAAAGUAAAGUGAUGCACGUGGAAGAAAUGGAGAGCAAAGAGAUUGUGAAGACUGUGGUCAUGAAAGGAAAGGCUCCAGUUGAUUCAGAAUGCAAAGCCGGCAAGGCCCAUGUCUACAGUGAAGGAAAUGACGUAUAUGAUGUAAUGUUAAACCAGACAAAUCUUCAGUUCAACAACAACAAAUUUUUCCUGAUCCAGCUACUUCAGGAUGACAGUGUCAAGGCCUACAGCGUGUGGUUUAGAUGGGGACGAGUUGGUAAGGUUGGACAGAACAAUCUAGUUUCCUGUGGUGGAGAUCUUCUUCAAGCCAAAGAUCUCUUCAAGAAAAAGUUUCUGGAUAAGACCAAGAACGAGUGGGCACACCGGGCAAACUUUGAGAAGGUUGCAGGAAAAUAUGACAUGGUGUUUAUGGACUACAGUACCAAUGGAAAGGAAGAGCCCCAGCCCCCGCUUGCAUCACUGUCCCAGAAAAAGCCCUCCAAGCUGGAUGUGAAGGUCCAGUCCCUUCUCGAACUGAUCUGUGACAUCAAGGCCAUGGAGGAAUGUGUGCUGGAGAUGAAGUUUGACACCCGAAAAGCUCCUCUCGGCAAGCUUACAACAGAGCAGAUCCGUGCAGGUUACUCAGCCCUGAAGAAGAUUGAGGAGUGUGUGAAGAGAAAGGGAAGCAGCCGCGAGCUACUGGAGGCAUGCAACCAGUUCUACACACGCAUCCCCCAUGACUUUGGGUUGCGAACUCCCCCAAUAAUCCGCUCAGAAGAGGAGCUGAAGGAAAAAAUUGCUUUAUUAGAAGCACUGAGUGACAUCCAGAUAGCAGUGAAGAUGGUCCAGUCCAGUGCCUACGGUGAUGAGCAUCCUUUGGACAGACAGUACAACGCCCUCCAGUGCCAGCUACAGCCACUGUCCUCUUGUAGCCAAGAGUAUCAGGUGAUUGAGAGAUAUCUUCAGACAUCCCAUGCUCCCACUCACUCUGACUUUACCAUGACUGUUCUGGACAUCUUCGCUGUGGACAGGGAGGGGGAGAAGAAUGGCUUCCUCUCACAACUACACAACAGGACGCUGCUGUGGCAUGGCUCUCGUCUGUCUAACUGGGUUGGAAUCCUCAGCCAGGGCCUCAGAGUGGCCCCUCCAGAGGCUCCUGUCACUGGAUACAUGUUUGGGAAAGGUAUUUACUUUGCUGACAUGUCAUCAAAAAGUGCCAACUACUGCUUUGCCAAUCAACGCAACAAAACUGGACUCCUACUGCUGAGCGAGGUUGCCCUGGGUGACAGUAACGAGCUGUUAGCAGCUGACUAUGAGGCUGCCAAACUACCUGCAGGGAAACACAGCACCAAGGGCCUUGGACAGACAAGCCCAGACCCCAGGAACGCUGUCACAUUGGAUGGAGUGACAGUCCCAAUGGGGCCUGGAAUGAAGACUGGGGUGGGAGCAGGUGGCGGCUACUCCCUCCUCUACAACGAGUUCAUUGUCUAUAACCCUGCCCAGACCCACAUGAGGUAUUUACUAAGAGUUCAGUUUAACUAUUCCUCGCUGUGGUGAUACAGGGAUAUACUGUAAAGACGUGUGUAGCAAAAAGAGACAUUAACACAUUAACUAAACUGUCGCAUAAUAAUAAUUUGGGGGGGUGCUUAUAUUUGUCCUGUUACACACAAGUGUGCAAUGGAAAUGCCUUAAGGGCACAGCAACAGAUUUUUUUGUUAUUCUUUCGAUUACUGACCCAACGCUUCAACCUCGAGGCUAUCUGCUGCCCUUAAGCUUAAGCGGUUGUUAUGAGAAAGGAAGAGUAGACCCAGAGAAAUUCAGAUAAAAAAAUUCACAACUCAUGAAACGAUCCCUAAGGGGUUUUAAUGUCUGUGGUGUUGAGGCUGUAUUACUCCCAAUAGCUUUAUUUCAAAGCCUUGCAUUGUAUGAUGUCCAUAAGAGGGAAGCAACAAUUAACAUGGGUUAAAUUCAUACAUCUGUUGCAUUCCAAGCAUUUUUUUUGAAAUACAGUGGAUGAUGUGGUGAGUGUUUUGAAGUGAUACAGCUUGUUUAGACAAGCACAGAUUUUGUUGUUGUCAAAUGUCACCCUGAGUGUGUCUUUCUAAUGUAAAACAAAAUAAUAAAAACGCAUGAAUUGAAGGUUGUUUUAUAUAUAAGCUAUUGCUAUAACUGUAUCACCACAUGUUAAACACAAAACUGAUUUUAUUGAUAACAAAAACAUGAAAAGUAAGUCUGUAAGAGCGAGAGAAAUAUCACUCAUCAAAUAUGUAUGUCCAGGGGUUUCCAUGUAAAACUAAAUAAAGACUGUUUUCAUUGUGAA